CAAAGCAGAUCGACUCCCUUUAUUUCUUUACCGCAUGGUCUUUGGCUAGAUAGGACACGUGAAGCAAAAUCAAGUUUCAAAGGGACGAUAGCAAAAUGGCGAAACCAACAAAAAUUAAGCAGGAUAGCAAUACUUUUAAUCGAAAAAAAGGAAGCUCAAAUCCAGACCGUCCAAAACCUGCUAUUGGAUCAAAAAUGAGAGAUAGAGCAACAAUCAAACGCAUUAAAAUGUAUAAAGGUGGUAAACCUGUAAGAGAUCGAAGUGGAAAGAUAAUUGUUGCCGCAGAAUAUCAGAAUCGUGUAAAGUCCGGAGAAGUUGCAAGAGUGGAGCCAAAUAGGAAAUGGUUCGGAAAUACCAAAGUUAUCUCACAAAAUGCUCUUCAAACAUUCCAAGAUGAAAUGGGGAAAGCAAUAUCUAAUCCUUACAAAGUUGUUAUGAAAGCAAGUAAACUACCCCUUUCCUUGCUGAAUGACAGAAAAAAGACAGCACGUGUACAUCUGUUGGAUACUGAGACAUUUGAAAAUACAUUUGGACCUAAGUCUCAUAGGAAGAGACCUGUUUUGUCUGUUAACGAUGUUGCAGGGUUAGCAAUGCAAGCAGAGGGCAAUGCAGAUAAAUAUAAUAAAGACAAUGAUUUGGCAUUAGUUGAAAACAACAACAUUGAAGAGAAAACAGAAGUACGAGAUCCAAAAUUUUCUAAAGGGCAGUCAAAAAGAAUUUGGAAUGAGCUUUACAAGGUUAUUGAUUCUUCAGAUGUUGUUAUCCAGGUACUUGAUGCUCGUGAUCCUCCUGGCACUCGAUCAAAACAUAUAGAAGAGUUCAUGCAGCGAGAGAAGAAACACAAACAUUUAAUAUUUAUAUUAAACAAGUGUGACCUUGUUCCAACGUGGGUCACGAGGCGUUGGGUUGCUGCUUUGUCUGUAGAAUAUCCAACUCUCGCGUUCCAUGCCAGUGUUACAAACCCAUUUGGGAAAGGUGCACUUAUACAGUUGCUACGGCAGUUUGGAAAGCUUCACCAGGAUAAAAAGAACAUCAGUGUUGGAUUCAUUGGAUACCCUAAUGUUGGGAAAUCAUCAAUCAUAAACACAUUAAAGAAAAAGAAAGUUUGUAAAACUGCACCCAUUCCUGGUGAAACAAAGGUAUGGCAAUAUGUGACAUUGAUGCGGAAGAUAUACUUGAUUGACUGCCCUGGUGUUGUUUACCCAUCAGGUGACACAGAAACAGAAAUAGUACUAAAAGGAGUGGUUCGCGUUGAAAAUAUAAAAGAACCUUGGGAACACAUUGAGGAAGUUCUUACACGAGUUAAAAAAGAAUACUUACAAAAAACAUACAAAAUUUUGAAUUGGGAAAAUUCAGAGGAUUUCCUGGAAAAGUUUUGCAGACAGGCUGGGCGUUUGCUGAAGGGUGGAGAACCAGAUAUUAACACAGUUGCAAAAAUGAUUUUGAAUGACUUUCAACGUGGUAGACUGCCAUAUUUUGUUCCUCCGCCAAAAAUAGCCGGUGAAGACGAGAAAAAUGUAGCAAGCUGUAGUGACUUAAACAAAAUUUCCACAAUAGAUUUCAUACCUGAGACAAAUAAGGAAAUGACUGCUCCAUCUGUUACACAGAACUUUGAUAACUUGACAGUUUUAACAGAAUUUGAUAAGGAUGAUGGUGACGUAAUGCUUCACACAAGUAAACUUGACUUGGAUAAUAUUAAAAAGGACAUUGAGGAAAAAGAAUACAGUGAUCUUGAAAAUGAUAGUGGAAGUGACAAUGAGGAAAAUGUUGAUGAAGGUGGCGAAAAUGCCAUCAAUAAUAAAAGUCAGAUUGUAGACAGUGAAAUUUCUUUUAAUUAUUUUGAUAAAGCAAAAAAAAAGUUCAAGUUAAAAACAGAAAAAUACAAACACAAAAUUGAGGCAGACCAAGAGUCUGAUGAUAGUGAACCAUAUGAUUCUGAUGUUAGUGAACAAUUUGAUAUAAAUAGUGAAGAGGAACUUGAUAAAGAAAAAAAACCCAAUGAAAAGAAAAAUUCUGACACUGAAGAAACUGUUGAAGCUGAUCUUAUUAACUCACUUACGUCUGAGGAAAGAAGUUUCUUAGGUCUUGGAAAUGAUACCAAUCAGCAAGAACAGACGGAUGAUGCUGGAAAAUAUAAAAUUGUUUCAAGUCCUGGUGUUCUUUGUGUUGAAGCAAUGUCAGACAGCAAUGACGACCAAACAAAUAAAGGAGUGAAAAGGACAUCUAAAAAACGGAAAUUGAAACGUGUUCACGAAGAGGAGGAAGAUAAGAAAAACAUUAAACCGAAACGGAUGACGACAAACAAGAUGAAAACUGGAUCUCGGUACUAUGAGGAGGCCAAUGUUAAAAAUAAAAAUAAACAAAAGAAAAACAAAACUAUGACUGAAACUCUAUCAAAAAAAUCUAGGACAAAGAAGAGAUUCAAAAAAUAAUUUUGUAUGAGAUGAAUUUUUUUUAAAUAACUUUAAUGAUA
Messenger RNA from Hydractinia symbiolongicarpus, 2473 nucleotides. RefSeq lists its product as uncharacterized. The coding region runs from base 96 to 2432 and encodes 778 amino acids. Gene Ontology annotation, molecular function: GTP binding. The record is from RefSeq and is a predicted model, not a curated record. The transcript is spliced from 18 exons. NCBI's taxonomy places the organism in Eukaryota, Metazoa, Cnidaria, Hydrozoa, Anthoathecata, Hydractiniidae. Gene Ontology annotation, cellular component: nucleolus.